AUGGAGGACCCAGAAGCCCACCAGGCCUCUCUCCAGGACUUACUACAAUCCUCCACCGCCACAGACAUCACCUCCCCCGCUGCCUCCUCCUACCUCGACCACCUCCUCGCCCUCCCCCUCCCAGAGCUCACCCGCCAGCCGAGCCUCAUCUCUCUCGAAUCAUCCACCGUCGAGUCUGAUCUCACAAACCUCUGCUUCCGAGAGUACCCCACUUUCAUCUCGGUACACAAAUGCUCUUCGGCUGUCAAGUCGGCUUUCGACGACUUUUCGGGAUCAUUGAGCAAGCUCAUUGACUCAAUACCAACUCUGGAAGAGGAAUGCCGGAUCUUUACGAAUGAAAGUGGAAAGAUCCAGAGGGUGCGGGGGAAGGCGUCUCUGAUACAGGAACACCAGGACAAGCUCUUGGACCUGCUAGAGAUCCCUCAGCUCAUGGAGACGUGCGUCAGGAAUGGGUACUAUCAAGAAGCCAUGGAGCUUCUUUCCCAUUCGCGCUCUUUGAGCGAGAGGUACAAAGACAUUUCCCUCGUUCAAGACGUCGUGAAAGAAGUCGACAACGUCCUCCAGCUCAUGCUUGCCCAGCUCCUCACCCUGCUGCGCGAACCUGUCAAGCUGCCAUCUCUUGUCAAAGCCGUCUCUUUCCUGCGGCGACUGGAGGCUAUGGAUGAGAUAGAGCUUGGAUUGGUGUUUAUCGCCAGCAGGUAUCGCAAUUACCGGACACAGUUGGUACAUAUUGAGAGGGACAAGGGCGAUCCUGUGCGGUACCUGCGCAAAUACAUCGAUCUCUUCCGAGAGUAUGUCUACGACAUUAUUGCCCAGUUCACCACCAUAUUCCUCGACUCUCCCGCUUCUCUACCGCAUGUGACCGCUUUCGCAAGUCAGGCGGUCACCGAGCUGGUUGCGCUUGUGCACUCUUACGUCCCCCGCCUGUCGUCCGAUGCCGCAUCAAUGUCUUCGAUCCUCAUUCAGCUGGGCUACUGCGUCAUGUCCUUCUCCCGAGUCGGCCUUGACUUUGCCCCACUUAUAUCAGAGCCUUUUGGAGAGACGGCCAUGGCUUCGUUCUCCGGUUCCAUCUCCUCUGCUUCUACGGAAUUCUCCGCCCUCCUCCGCGAGUCCUCUAAAACGUUCGCAGCACCCUCCAAAUCCCUCGUCGUACCAGACUACAUCCCAUUCCUCGUCUCCGCCCCCUCUUCUCCUCCUUCAUUACCUACGAACGGGGAGAUCAUCGAAGUCGCGACGCAUUACCCGCCAUUCGUGACUCUGAUAAACGCCCAUCUUACGGCGUUCAACAACCUCCGACUCCUCGCUCCCCUCUCUCUUCACUCUCAGAUUCUCGCCCUUCACUCCGCCUCCCUCCUGUCCGGUACAACAGCGUUACUGGCGUACCUCCGACACACCUCUGCCCACUCCGAAGACGCGCCCCCAAGCCCGUCUAUCGCUUCAAGUCCCACAUUCGCAGGACCCGGCGGCCGUCCGACACAUACACGUACCCCUUCCGCCCCUCGCGCAGACUUGUUGAGACGCAAUUCUGAAGUCUUGCUCACGCCUGAACAGAGGGCGUCAAGACGACGUGAAGCAAAGAGAGUCAGCGUUGCUGCGGGGCAUGUAUGGGCUAAGGUUGUGGUACCGUACCUGAUGGACAAGCUGGAGGAAGGCGUAUUCGGUGACGAAGGGGCCGAGAUUGACACGAAGCAAGAGAGGGUAAUAGAAGGAGAAUUAGGGAAGAGGCUUGAGCAGCUGGAAAGCUGGGUGAAGGAGAAUGCCGAAGGGCUCACACUCAAGGAGCCGGUGCCGAGAAAGGAGCAGAGGGAAAGGGAAAAGGAAAAGGACAGGGCUGAGGUGGAGGAGAACACCCUCCAUGAAGAGCCCGAGGAAGAUGUGGAUAUGUCGAGGACGCCGGAAGAGAUUGAAGCGAUUGUUGGAGAAGAGGCGCCGGACACGGAGGCUGCCAAGGUCGAGCCAGCCUCUCAGCAGGAAGGAUCUACAUCAACGCCAAAGGCUGAAUCCGAGGCUUCAGUGACUCAAGCCGAGACACCAGGGCGCUCUCUGCCGGAGCCGGUCGUUCCCGAGGCCCCUGUCGAGACUGUCUCUACAGAUCCUUCUGUCCCAGAUCUUCCAGUGUCAUCGACAAAGCCAGCUGCUACAAAGCCCGCUUUGAGUGAAGGCACCUCUGUGGAGACCGCUGGUGAAGUUGAAGCUCAAAACGGAGAAGCCACCGAUGAACUUGUUGAAAAAACGGCAAGUCCCCAGAAGGAGGUCAGCGAGCCUGAACCCGGCGUGAAGGACGUUGGAAUCGAAGCGUCGUCGCCAAAGGCUGUCGAUACCGAGAUAGCGCCGGUGAUUUCAGCAACUGAACCGCCCGAGGAGAAGCUGCCCCUGAACGGAACUGAGAUAACAGCUAAAACGCCUGAGCCUCUUUCUGACCUGACAUCGUCGGGCGUAGAAGAUACCCAGAAAGUGGCAGAGGAUAUUCCCGCUGAGGCUCCAGUGGCCAAGGAGAACACUCCGGUCAACUCAACAUCGCCUGCUGUAGAGGAGGCUGUGGUGACGAAGGUGGAAGACAGUGUGCCAGAGACAGUCGAGGCAAAGACGGGCAACGUUUCCGCCGAACUCACGGCAGAGAGGGAUGAAACCACCGUGGGACCGGUCAACAAUGGAGAAGAGAUCAAGAAUGGCAACGCCGUUGAAGAGUCUGUUCUUGAGACAAUCCCUACCUCUUCAAUUGAAGAAUCUUCCAAUGCCGUCGGCCAAGAUUCCGAACCAGUCAACCCACCCAGCGCCGAAGACGAAGGGCAAGAACUCGUUGUACCUCCCUUCGAGGCUCUAGCUGAACCUCCUACACCGGCUACGGUAGACACAUCUACGUCGGGGCAAGCUUCGGAGAAUCCUUCGAGGGCUCCGUCCCCUGAAGCGGGCCAAGGUGAAGCUGCGGCUGGAGGAGCGGGUGGUGGAGGUGGAGCAAAGAAGAAGAACAAGAAGAAGAAGAAGAAGGGUGGAAAGUGA
Cryptococcus wingfieldii CBS 7118 is the source of this 3000-nucleotide messenger RNA. RefSeq lists its product as hypothetical. The record is from RefSeq and is a predicted model, not a curated record. The transcript is spliced from 4 exons. Gene Ontology annotation, cellular component: COG complex. Bases 1 to 3000 code for a protein of 999 amino acids. Gene Ontology annotation, biological process: intra-Golgi vesicle-mediated transport. NCBI's taxonomy places the organism in Eukaryota, Fungi, Basidiomycota, Tremellomycetes, Tremellales, Cryptococcaceae.